AUGCUAAGGACCUCGAAGUCCUCAAGUUUCUCCGUCUUGGUCAAGCAGAUGUGGGGGACGCGCCACAGUCACCCUCUAAGGCCGGAGCGAUCAUGCUCACAGCCUCCCUGUGCUCAGAGGAACAGGAAUAACGCUUUGCACUCCUUGUGGAAGGGCCCCGCCUCCACACCAUGGGGCACUCGGCAGUCCCCCAUCAACAUACGCUGGAGGGACAGUGUCUACGACCCUCGGCUGAAGCCACUCUGGGUCUCCUACGAUGCGUCGGCCUGCCUCUACGUCUGGAACACCGGCUACCUCUGCCAGGUGGAAUUCGAUGACUCCAGCCACGGGGCAGGAAUCAGCGGUGGCCCCUUGGAAAACCACUACAGAUUAAAGCAGUUCCACUUCCACUGGGGAGCCGAGAACGAGUGGGGCUCAGAGCACACGGUGGACGCCCACGUGUACCCGGCAGAGCUGCAUUUAGUCCACUGGAAUUCUGUGAAAUACCGAAGUUACAGGGAAGCUGUACUGGGAGACAGCGGCCUGGCGGUGAUUGGCGUCUUCUUAAAGCUGGGCACCCAUCACGAGGGGCUGCAGAAGCUGGUGGAAGUCUUGCCGGAAAUAAGGCAUAAGCAUGCGCGGGCAGCUGUGGGCCCCUUCGAGCCCUCCUGUCUGCUGCCCACCUGCCGGGAUUAUUGGACCUACCCGGGCUCCCUCACUACUCCUCCACUAACCGAGUCGGUCACCUGGAUCAUCCAGAGGAAGCCCAUUGAAGUGGCCCAGAGCCAGCUGGCCGCGUUUCGCACACUCCUGUUUUCUGCACUUGGUGAAGAAGAGAAAACGAUGGUGAACAACUUUCGCCCACUUCAACCCCUGAUGAACCGGAAGGUCCGUUCAUCCUUCCAGGCCACUGAAGAGGGCACAGGAUCCUAAAUUCAUUACA
Diceros bicornis minor is the source of this 922-nucleotide messenger RNA. It is a transcript of the gene CA5A, whose product is annotated as carbonic anhydrase 5A. Gene Ontology annotation, cellular component: cytoplasm; mitochondrion. Gene Ontology annotation, molecular function: carbonate dehydratase activity; zinc ion binding. The record is from RefSeq and is a predicted model, not a curated record. The transcript has 7 exons. NCBI's taxonomy places the organism in Eukaryota, Metazoa, Chordata, Mammalia, Perissodactyla, Rhinocerotidae. The coding region runs from base 1 to 912 and encodes 303 amino acids.